Messenger RNA from Malassezia sympodialis ATCC 42132, 1554 nucleotides. RefSeq names its product acyl-CoA dehydrogenase family protein. Lineage: Eukaryota; Fungi; Basidiomycota; Malasseziomycetes; Malasseziales; Malasseziaceae. The record is from RefSeq and is a predicted model, not a curated record. Gene Ontology annotation, molecular function: flavin adenine dinucleotide binding; heme binding; acyl-CoA dehydrogenase activity. Gene Ontology annotation, cellular component: cytoplasm. Gene Ontology annotation, biological process: fatty acid beta-oxidation using acyl-CoA dehydrogenase.
AUGACCAAGGAACUGAAGCGCUACUCUCGCGAGGAAAUCGCCAAGCACAACAAGCCCGAUGACCUUUGGAUCAUCAUCGACUCGUAUGUGUAUGACCUGAGCGAUUUUAUCGACGCCCACCCUGGAGGCGAGGCGGUUCUCUUGAUGGAUGAUGUCGCCGGUCAGGAUGCGACAGAGACAUUUUUCGGCCUGCACGCUAUGGAGGUGCUCAUGAAGCCCAUGGCCCAGAAGAUGAUCAUAGGCCAGGUCGAGGGCGAGGAGGCCAAGGUUCAUUACCCCAAGGUUGGUGAGCUCUCCAAGGUGCCAUACGCGGAGCCCUCAUGGCUCGUGGAGCCUUUCCACUCGCCCUACUACAACGAGUCGCACCGCCGUUUCCAGAAAGCCGUUCGCGUUUUCUGUGAGGAGCACGUGUUCCCAGUCGCAGAAGCCUGCGAGGCGAACGGCAAGCGCCCUGACAUUGAGCUGAUUAAGCUCAUGGGAGAGAAUGGCCUGAAUGCGAUGCGCUUGGGUCCCGGCAAGCACCUCCACGGUCGCAAGCUGCUCGGUGACGUCAAGCCAGAGGAGUUUGAUUACUUCCAUGAAUUGAUUAUCACGCAAGAACUUUGUCGUUGUGGCUGUCGCGGCUUCGUGGAUGGGCUCCAGGGCGGUAUGGUCAUUGGUCUUCCGCCCAUCCUUAACUUUGGCUCUGAUGAGAUGAAGAAGGAGAUUGUCGAGCCUGUUUUCCGCGGGGAGAAGUUCAUUAGCCUGGCCAUCACCGAGGCGUUCGCGGGCAGCGACGUCAUGGGCCUGCGCACGUUCGCCCAGAAGACUGAGGAUGGUCAACACUAUAUCGUCAAUGGUACCAAGAAGUGGAUUACCAACGGCCACUUUGCCGACUACUUCACUACAGCUGUCCGUACGGAAGAGGGCUUCGCCGUCCUGCUGAUUCCACGCUCGUUGGGUGUGAAAACGCGUCUCAUUCAUACCUCCUACUCGUCCACUGCUGGCACAGCAUUUGUCAUGUUCAACAACAUCAAGGUGCCGGCCAAGAACCUCAUUGGUGCAGAUGGCAUGGGUAUUCCGAUUGUCCUGUCUAACUUCAACCACGAGCGUUGGGUCAUGUGCUGUGGUACGAUCCGUGGUGUGCGCGGUAUCCUGGAGAUCCUCAUGAAGUGGAUUCACCAGCGCAAGGUAUUCGGCCGCCCGCUCACGUCGCAGGCAGUCGUGCGCCAGAAGAUUGCGUUCUUGCUGGCCCAGGCGGAAGCCGCGCAGAGCUACUUGGAGCACCUUACUUUCCAGAUGAACAAUAUGUCAUACAAGGAGCAAGCAAAGUUCCUGGCAGGUCCGCUGGCGUUCCUCAAGGCCUGGUCCACGCGCGUUAGCCAUGAGGUGGCAGACAAUGCUGUCCAGAUCAUGGGUGGUCGUGGCCUGACUCGCUCGGGUAUGGGCCGCAAGAUCGAGAACUACAACCGCAACUACAAGUACGAUGCAGUGCUUGGUGGUACAGAGGAGAUCUUGGCUGACCUUGGUAUUCGCCAAGCUCUCCGCUUCUUCCCUAACGAUGUCAAGCUUUAA